AUGUCAUUUAUUGUGCUGCAGGACCUCAGGCCUCUGUAUGCUGGACGCUGUGAGUAUCACUACAGUGAGACUGCAUCUGACCGCGAUGUCUCCUGUCAGUCAUCACGCACCUCCUGCAACCUGCGUGUGAAGAGCAACACCUGUUACUGCUGCGACCUCUACAACUGCGGGAAAGAACAUCCUCUUAUGGGACUUCAGAAUAAAGAUGUUUUGAAAAAGUUUAGGAAAUCCUCCAUGAUUUGGAACCGUGUAGAGGUGAUUGGAGGCUACCACGAAUACACAGAUGUGAAGAGCUGCCAGGACGUGGUGCACCUCUAUCACCUGUUAUGGUUCGCUACCAUCCUCAACAUCGUGGCCCUCUUUCUGGGCAUCAUUACUGCUGCAGUGCUGGGAGGCUUCAAAGACAUGACUCCUGCUGCCUCAGAGAGUGCAUCUGAACCUGAGGCCAUUGCAGCUCCAGUGCCCUCACAGCCUCCUCCACCCACCACUUCCCUCAACUCGUAUUACAACACUGCCCCCUGCCUGCCGCCUUACACUGCCUACGACCUGCAGGGCUCCUACAUGUUCCCAGACUCCUCAGGCCUGUCAGAUGACUCCCAGUCUGGAGCCAGCCACUUGUGGCCCACUUUGAUCCCGCCGCGCUACUCACCUCCUCACAACCACCCUGAUGAGAAGCCCCCACCAUACAGCCCAUAACGUGGCACGAGCACAGAAGCACCUGGCAUGUUGUUAGAUGCUGAAUGAGCAGUUUGAAUACACAGUCCCUCUGGGCUCUUCCUCACAAUCGUUGAAAACUGUGUCGAAGGAAAGGUGGUGAGGAGGGCAGCCACAGAGUACACACUAACUUUGAGUUCAGCCCUACAAAAGGGAGCGAGUGUUUGUCUCCCUGGGCAUCACUCACACUCAUGCCUUCACUGUUUGUGUGUGUGUUUGUGUGCAUAUACACAUCAAGAGAGAGACAACCGGUUCAAAGCCAGGACUGUUUACACAUCUAUCUGCCUUAAUGCAAAUGGACUUCCAGUGCUGCAGCACUCUGUCACCUGCACUUAUUGUGGUCAAAAACUCUCCAGCUCAUAAUUUAUGUUCACCUCUCUUUAGUACAUAUUGUAAAUGCUUCCCGCCUCGAGUGCGCCCUCACUCUUUGCAGUGUGAGGAUCUGGACUGACCUUGUGUCAGAUUAGAUGAAAGCUUUAGUAUCUGUCACUAAUCUAAAUCAGCAAGAAAAUUAAAAGCUGUAGAGCUGUAGGCCCAAGCAGUCGUUUCACUGUACAUUAUUAAAAGGCAAAGUUAGCAGGUGUUAAGUACUCAUAAUGUAUGUAUAGCAGUGAGACAUACAGAUCGUUUCAGCAGUUAAGCCUAAGUUGUACAAACAGAUCAUGGUAUCUAUAUAUCAACUUUUCUGUUUAUGUUCAUAAAUAUCUCAAUCAGUGUGGUGAACUUUGCACAGAUGUAUUCUUAAGUUAACUAUCACUCGAAACCCUAUUUAUUGUAUUUUCACUAAAAGCUGCAAAGCAGAUAAGCAUAUAUUGUGUCUAUUUGUAAGUAGCCGUAAUUUUACAUCUAUUAGUUGUGUUGUCUUUGUCACGAAUAAACACUGGUACGGUUCAGUAUGAACAGUCAGUGCUGGAUUCAUUGACAGGAGAUGGGACAUUGUGAAAAGUCAAAGUUAAGAACUGUUGUUCACUGAGGAAGAGAAAAGUGUAAAGUCAGUCCAUGUCCACAAAACCAGUCUGUCAGCUUUAAUCACUUUUUAUUAUUUAAAUACAUUCUCAGGGACUGAUUGUCAGUUCCCUUUUGUCUUGCCAUUAAAACAUGUUUUGUGUAAAUU
Micropterus salmoides (largemouth bass) is the source of this 1828-nucleotide messenger RNA. Its product is annotated as transmembrane protein 255A-like. The transcript is spliced from 6 exons. Lineage: Eukaryota; Metazoa; Chordata; Actinopteri; Centrarchiformes; Centrarchidae. The record is from RefSeq and is a predicted model, not a curated record. The coding region runs from base 1 to 696 and encodes 231 amino acids.